Messenger RNA from Gadus morhua (Atlantic cod), 1627 nucleotides. RefSeq lists its product as uncharacterized. The record is from RefSeq and is a predicted model, not a curated record. Bases 1 to 1569 code for a protein of 522 amino acids. Lineage: Eukaryota; Metazoa; Chordata; Actinopteri; Gadiformes; Gadidae. The transcript has a single exon.
AUGACAUUAAAAUCUAGGUCCCUGGUGCUCAAGAGAGGGAAAGUGACUGACAAGUUCCGCUUCUCUCUGGACGGCACCCAGAUUCCAUCAGUCACCGAGAAACCCAUCAAGAGCCUCGGAAAGACCUUUGAUUGCACCCUGAAGGACGCUGCAUCCAUCAAGGCCACAAAUCGGGAGCUGGAGGCGUGGCUGACAGCAGUGGACAAGUCGGGUCUGCCUGGUAAAUUCAAGGCCUGGAUUUACCAGCAUGGUGUUCUCCCCAGGAUUCUGUGGCCCCUGCUUGUGUACGAGUUCCCAAUAACAACAGUACAGGGCUUCGAGAGGAGGAUCAGCCGUUACUUCCGUAGAUGGCUGGGCCUGCCACGAAGCCUGAGUAGCAUCGCUCUAUACGGGCACAACAACAAACUGAAGCUCCCCUUUAGCAGCCUGAAUGAGGAGUUCAUGGUAACCCGUGCAAGAGAGGUGCUGCAGUACAGGGAAUCCAGUGAUCCAAAGGUCUCCCAGGCUGGCAUCGAAGUCAGGACUGGAAGGAAGUGGAGGGCGCAGGAAGCAGUCGAGCAGGCGGAGUCACGCUUGCGUCACAGCGUGCUGGUCGGCCCAGUGGCAUCUGGACGAGCAGGGCUUGGUAGCGUUGCAACCACACGCUACGACAAAGCCCUGGGCAAAGACAGACGCCGAUGGGUCCAAGAGGAAGUGAGAACUGGCGUGGAGGAACUGCGUGCUAGCCAGAUGGUGGGGAUGCGACAGCAAGGCGCAUGGACGAGAUGGGAACAGGCAGUGGACCGCAAGAUCUCCUGGUCUGAGCUUUGGCAAGCUGAGCCUUACCGGAUCAAGUUCCUGAUUGCGUCCGUCUAUGACGUCUUGCCCAGCCCAUCCAACCUCUUCUGCUGGGGCAAGGUUGACGCACCAUCAUGUCCUUUGUGCCUCAGAAGGGGAACGCUAGAGCACAUCCUCAGCUGUUGCUCCAAAGCCCUGGGAGAAGGACACUACACUUGGCGCCACGACCAGGUGCUGAAGGCGAUAGCAGAAACCAUCUUCACCAGCAUCACCCAGAACAAGCCUCUCCGACCAGCAAGGCAGGCGAUUGCUUUCAUUCGAGCAGGGGAGAAGCCUAAGCCCAAGCCAAGGGGGGCAGUGGGACUCCUUGGAACCGCACCGGACUGGCAGAUGAAGGCCGACCUGGGGAAGCAGCUCAGAUUCCCAGAGCAAAUCGUGGAAACCACCCUGAGACCAGACAUAGUUCUGUUCUCAGAUUCAACCAAACAGGUGGUCCUACUGGAGCUGACAGUUCCCUGGGAGGAGCGCAUGGAAGAGGCCAAUGAGAGGAAGCGUGCCAAGUAUGCCAACUUAGUGGAGGAGUGCCGCAGAAGGGGGUGGCGUGCCCGGUGUGUGCCAAUAGAGGUGGGCUGUAGAGGCUUUGCAGCGCGAUCUCUCUGCAAAGCAUACAGCAUGCUUGGAGUCACAGGUGCAUGUCAGAGAAAGGCCAUCAAGACCACCACAGAGGCAGCUGAGAAGGCCUCUAGAUGGCUGUGGAUCAAGAGGGGCGAUCCGUGGGUACAUGCUACUUAGACACAAGUUGGGACUUGAUCAAUCCCGGCUGGGUCGCCUGGUUGAGGGUGUAUGAUGU